This is a messenger RNA of Penicillium macrosclerotiorum, 504 nucleotides long. RefSeq lists its product as uncharacterized. The transcript is spliced from 3 exons. Lineage: Eukaryota; Fungi; Ascomycota; Eurotiomycetes; Eurotiales; Aspergillaceae. Bases 1 to 504 code for a protein of 167 amino acids. The record is from RefSeq and is a predicted model, not a curated record.
AUGAAGCUUUUCACAUAUCUUACCCUGCUGACAGCAACGGUGCUGGCGACACCCGUUGUGAAAGCACCAAAGGAGUUCCACUUGAAGACUGCUGGUGCUAAGAACGCCAAGCACAACAACCUCUUUAUCUAUACCUACCACACAGGUGCCGGAUUUAACGACGCCGUUCUCGAUAAGGAUGGCACUAAUGCCAGCCGUGUUUAUCUCAAUGGUACACAGGCUCUUGUUGACUUAGAUACGGAAUAUCCUUGGGGUUUCAUCGUCCCCGGAGAUACCAACUAUGCCUCCUGGGAGGCCAUCGAAAUCAACGCUGGUGGCGGAAAUGAUGGAUUCUCUAUCAAAAAUGGCAACUUUGUAUGGUCUGAAGCAUCUGGUUUUGGAGGUUGGCUAGUUUGUGAUUGGUAUCAUAAUGCCCCCCAGCUGUUCUACCUGAACAAAUAUUAUACCCCUGUUAUCCCCUCUAGCUGCAGCAAGGUCCAGCUCAAGCCAAUCUACGUCAAAUAA